AUAAUUUAUUCUUGAAGUCUUUGCCAUGUAGGUUAUGUUGAGUUCAGCUUGGUUCUUAAGCUUCCAAGGUUGGUACAUCGGACGGUGCACGUCAUCCAGGUUACUUCCAUUUGCGGCGAGUUGCUCACCUCCGAGACAACUUUUCUGUGCCAAAGGUCGACUUCUCCACUUCCGACAAAACCAUAAUGUUCAUAUCACGAUCGCUACGGGCGAAAGCCACUCAGCUACGGUCGUCCCCAUUACAGAUUCGUAAUAGACGCCGUUCCUAUUACACAGUUGACCAUCCUGAUCCGACUCCCUUCUCCGAAACUGAAUCCGCUAUUCUUUCCUCUGCCCUUUCCCGCGUCCCGACUCAUGGCUUCUCUCAAAAAGCACUCAAGCUCGGUGCGCGCGAUGCAGGAUACUUGGAUGUUUCGACCAAUCUAUUUCCACGUGGUACAUUCGACCUUGUCAAUUAUCAUCUAGUCACACGCCGAAUGGCUUUGAAAGAGGAAGUGCAAUUUCCGGAGCUGGACACACAGAGCGGCAAUAAGCUCGGUGUAGGCGCGAGGGUACGAAUACUGGCUCUAGCAAGACUACGAGCCAAUAAGGAUAUCAUUGGGAAGUGGCAAGAUGCCAUUGCGAUAAUGGCACAGCCCUCGUAUGUCUCCGCGUCACUCUCCGAGCUAGCACGUCUAUCAGAUGAGAUAUGGUAUCUUGCCGGUGAUAAAGCUGUGGAUGCAAGCUGGUAUACAAAGCGUGCGACGCUGUCUGCAAUUUACUCUGCAGCCGAGCUCCACCAGACACAAGAUCAAAGUCCUAAUUUCAUAGAGACGGAAAGGUUUCUCGAUUCAAGGCUAGAAGAUCUGAGGAAGGUCUCCAGCUUGGCAGGCGGAUUUGGUGGAUGGGUAGGAUACACUGCACAAUCAGCAGUGAAUGUGUUACGGAGUAAGGGCGUAAAAAUAUGAUGUUCAACCACGGGCACAUAUAUGGAUGCUACCUGUGUAGCACAACUGCAUAUCUUAAUUAGAGACCCAUUAUCCGAAAGCCAACAUAUAAGCUUCAAGAUCAAUUAGACAUGAAAGUAAUUCCUGGCUC
Messenger RNA from Pseudovirgaria hyperparasitica, 1077 nucleotides. RefSeq names its product ubiquinone biosynthesis protein COQ9. The record is from RefSeq and is a predicted model, not a curated record. Gene Ontology annotation, cellular component: mitochondrial inner membrane. NCBI's taxonomy places the organism in Eukaryota, Fungi, Ascomycota, Dothideomycetes, Acrospermales, Acrospermaceae. Gene Ontology annotation, molecular function: lipid binding. Bases 186 to 947 code for a protein of 253 amino acids. The transcript is spliced from 3 exons. Gene Ontology annotation, biological process: ubiquinone biosynthetic process.